UGUCAACUGAACAGAAGAACAUGGCUUCAUCCUUUCUCAUCUUCCUCUUCAUCAGCCUCCACACAGCAGAUGGAUUCUUGUAUUCUUCGAUGGACCGUUGUGGCUUUAACUCCAGUGAUCUGGAGGACAUGGAGUAUAUCAGGUCUUUAUAUUUCAACAAAGACGAGUUAGUCAGAUUCAGCAGCAGUUUGGGGAAGUUUGUUGGAUUCACAGAGUACGGAAUAAAGCAGGCAGAGUACUGGAACAGUCAGCCUUCAUAUCUGGCUCAGAUGAGGGCUCAGAAGGAGAGGUACUGUCAACACAACAUCGAGAUCUAUUACAGCAACAUUCUGACUAAAUCAGCCGAGCCGUACGUCAGACUGAGAUCAGUGACUCCCUCCAGUAGAAACCAUCCCGCCAUGCUGGUCUGCAGCGUCUACGACUUCUACCCCAAACUGAUCCGAGUCAUCUGGCUCAGAGACGGACAGGAAGUCACCUCUGUCACUUCCACUGACAAGCUGGCAGACGGAGACUGGUACUACCAGGUCCACUCCCACCUGGAGUACACGCCCAGGUCUGGAGAGAAGAUCUCCUGUGUGGUGGAGCACGCCAGUCUGAAAGAACCUCUGGUCAUUGACUGGGACCCGUCCAUGCCUGAGUCUGACAGAAACAAGUUUGCCAUCGGAGCCUCAGGACUGAUCCUGGGUCUGGUCUUAUCUCUGGCUGGAUUCAUGUACUCCAAGAGGAAGUCCCAAGGAUGGAUCCUGGCCCUGGUCCUUGUCCUGAUCCUGAUCCUGGUCCUGAUCCUGGACCUGAUCCUGGUCCUGGUCCUGUAUCUGCCUCUUAAACCUGCUUCGCGUGUUUCCGGCUCAGUAGGCCACCUGCUGGACUAGCUCAACACCUGAUCCUGGUCCUGAUCCUGGUCCUGAUCCUGAUCCUGGACCUGAUCCUUGUCCUGAUCUUGAUCCUGAUCCUGGACCUGGUCCUGUAUCUGCCUCUUCAACCUAAUUCCUGUGUUUUCGGCUCAGUAGACCUGCUGGACCAGCUCAACACCUGAUCCUGUAGUGAUCUGGACUCUGAUACAGCUGGUCUGAUCCUGAUCCAGGACUGCCUCUCCCAGUCCAGGAACAGGUUUAGUCUGGACCUGGACUCUUCUUGUGAUUUGAUGCCACUAACCCUGCGCUCUGCUUUAACAACAUAAAUCAUUUAUUUCCAUAUUUUGUCUUUCAGUUUGUUAGAUUUGAAUAUUUCUACUGGAGUGAAAUAUUUUAUCGAUAAUAAACCAGAAA
Centropristis striata (black sea bass) is the source of this 1268-nucleotide messenger RNA. Its product is annotated as H-2 class II histocompatibility antigen, E-S beta chain-like. The coding region runs from base 21 to 872 and encodes 283 amino acids. Gene Ontology annotation, molecular function: MHC class II protein complex binding. Gene Ontology annotation, biological process: peptide antigen assembly with MHC class II protein complex; immune response; positive regulation of T cell activation. Gene Ontology annotation, cellular component: membrane; MHC class II protein complex. The transcript has 6 exons. The record is from RefSeq and is a predicted model, not a curated record. Lineage: Eukaryota; Metazoa; Chordata; Actinopteri; Perciformes; Serranidae.